Schistosoma intercalatum is the source of this 3727-nucleotide messenger RNA. The record is from the annotation of a GenBank genome assembly. NCBI's taxonomy places the organism in Eukaryota, Metazoa, Platyhelminthes, Trematoda, Strigeidida, Schistosomatidae.
GAUAAACAUGAGGAUUCUUUUCAUAUACGUAUUAAAUUCAAAAUAUCUAAUUCACCAAGUGGUCAGAACCAUCCAGUCAGUGUUAAAAUCAAACCUCCAUGUAAUGGUGAUAACACGCCCAAUAGAUUGAGUAAUCCUGAAAACUCCAAUGACACAUGCGAUUCUAAUGUCAUAAAUAAGGACCAUCCUAAUAGCGUAGCUAAUCGUCGUAUACUUCGUAAAUGUCGACAAAUGUUAAGUGAUGAUUCGUCAUCAUUAAAUGUUACGAAUUUUAAAAAUUCAAACAAUCGAACAAUAGCCUUGCGAAAACGAAUGCAAGAUAACUUUAUGGAUUCGGGAAACUGUAAUAAAUCCCCAUCAGUGCAUUCUAAUUCUUGCAAAACGAAUAACAAUAAAUUAAAAUAUACACGUAGAUAUUCACUUGAUAAAUUAAGUCACAAUAUGAAUGUUUUACACGAUCACACUGUAACACAUGUGAAAUCCCAACUAACACCAACUCAGUUUGGAUUGAAUGAUAAAAGAUUUCCUACAUACACAUGUCAUUACCAACCUGUGGACGUGUAUACAGAAAGCAGUGCAACCCAACUGAGUGAAUCAAACUUGUCUGAUCCUCAUACAGGAUAUAAUAAAGCACCGGUACCGUUCGCACUUACACAAUAUUUGGAAUUGACUAAACAAGCAUUUAUGGACCAUUUUGCCAUGCUACAUUCCCCCGCCUACGCAUCAACAAUUCAAUCAGAACUUGAGCGCGAAUACAAUCGACAAGCUGAGUUAUUAAAACACACAAAAAUUUUGGAACAGUCUAUCGCUAAAUUGCAUUCAGAUGGGACAGAUUUAUUAAAUCGGUUCACAAAACGCCUAGGUAUCCUAAUCACCACACCGGCUGCAUUUUUCUCUCAAGCUCGAAGGUUAAUCAAACAGCAUCAUGUUUUGGAGGAGAAGAUUGCUGAAUUUCGAAGGCAGAUAUCACUACUAUCAUCUGCCAAUCAAGAAUUAGUGAGACGUCACCAUAUUGAGGCUGCACGUCUUUUAGCCACUGCAACAACGAUUAAAUCAGAUAAUUCAUUUCAAAGUCAACAUCCUACAUUGAAUAAGUUAAUCUGCUCUGGAAACGUUGUUAAAGUAACUGAAAUAAAUAAAAAUGGAUUUCAUUAUAAUUCUGACAAUAUGUUACCAUCUUCCACUUCUUCUGAAUCAAAUUAUCGAAAUGCUGUUUCGCUGAACUCAGUAGUGAUACCACCACCACCAUCGUUAACUAAAGUUUCUCAUAAUACACUAAACUGUAACAAAUUCGGAAUCCCUUCAAUUGCCACUUCAGAUAACUUAGUAUCCGCUCAUGAAAUGAAUCAACAGCAUUCACUGAAUCCUAUAAAAUCUUCAAAUGUCAAGCUUAGAACAUCAAACGGUACACCUUCAGUUUUGCGUAAUAAUACUGAUGUUCAUAAAUUUGCACCGGUAUUAAUAAAAACUGUGAAUACAGGUAACCAUUCUGCCGUUUCAGUUCACACUACCAAUAAUAAGGCAGAUCGCGAUCAUAAAGUUAUUACUGAUAAUAGUAAUAAUCAUAACAACACUAAUAAUACCACUAAUAACGGCACUAAUCAUAGAAUUGAUAAACACAUGAAUAUACCUCCUCCACCACCUUUACUCCCUAUGCACAUUCAUUCGGAUGUUUAUGUGGAUGGUGUAUUAUCAUCCGCCAAAUCUCCUAUCGAUUUCAACAAACAUAAGUAUUGUAAUAGUAAUAAUAAUCCUUCAUUACUCCCCGAACUGAAUCGUUCAUUUAUUACAUGUAAAACCGAUUAUGAUAUGUCACUUAUUCAAUCAAAUUAUCGUUCUCAUACCAAGUCAAUGCAUGCUUCUCUCCAAGAUUUAAUUCUUGAUGAGUUCUCUCGUGAAACACCAUGUAUUUCGGUUAGUAAUUGUCCUACUGUUACUAAAACUAAUAAAAACAGAAAUGUUUAUAGUAUGUCAGAUUCUUCAUAUAGUUGUCAAUACGCGAAUAAUCCGGAUCCCCUUUUUCAACGUCACAACCACCACAAUCAUAAUCAUAAAAUUCUUCAUCCUAAUUACAUAGAUUACAGUCACCAAUUGAAUUUACCACCACGUAAACGACACUGGGAUUCAUCUAACUACAAUUCUACAACUAUUAAUAAUUAUGGUGAAGAGUGCGAACCCCCCAAAUUGUCUCGUGAGUGUAAGAGUUCAGACAUGGAGACCUAGCUUUAGCCAUUGCUAAUACUGCAUAUAAUACUAAUAGUUCUAACCUUUCUUCAACAUUCAAGUGUAAAUGUGGUGUCCAUCGUCACUUCUUUUAUUAGUUUCAUAUCAUAUUUUCACUACACUCUCUCUAUUCAAAACUGUCAAAAUUGUUUACUUGCUUUAAAAUUGUGUAUUUUCUUUUUGAAAUUACUUGUUUUCUCUUCUACAAUCUUGAUAAGGAAACGAAGUUACCGCUACAACUGUGAAAUUUAAUGUGCAUUGUUACCGUUCAAUGAUUAUUUAAUCUAAUUUCACACGUCAAUAACACAUAUCUAUAUUUAUGUAUGUAAAUACGUCUAUGGUUCUUUUACGCACAUUUUUCAUAUGAUUAGGAAUGAAAUUCCUUACCAUUUGUUUUUUCAUAUACUUAUUUUCAAGAAAUCAUGUAGUACAUUUUUUUAAAAAUCUUAGGGAAUUAUAUUUCUCUAGAUAUAAUAAUAAGAAAGCUGUCCAUGUAUUGCUUACCAUAAUUUAGUCUUGAUAACGAAAUGUUUCAAAGAACAUGUAUGUAUGUACUUACGUGAAUAUAACAGAUAAUCACACUACUGUUAUCAUAAUUAUGCAUAUUUAUGUUUUAAAUGUGUCUUUCUCAUAUCACCAUUGCUUUAAAUUUCCAUUUCUUGAAUGUGUACACAAGUAAAAGAAUGUUUCAGAAUGUCCAGUGUAAACUUCCACAGUGCAUCGUCUUAUUCAUUAAGAGAACAUACGUUGCCAGGUUAUUUGUUAUAUUACGUUUUUUUAUCUUCUAGAAUUUUUUCGAGAUUGUUACUACUUACUUUUCACUGAGAUAUAUUGUUUUUGCAUCUAGAUGAUACGUUUAAUGGUAGUUAUCGUUGUCUUGAUACCUACACAGCUUUAAAAAGUGCUCCUAUUGUUGUCCAGAUAUUUAACUUCUCAUCCAGGUCUACUAGUUUAUAUUUCUUACUAACAAUUUUUGGGAAUCAAAUAGGUUUAUCUCUGCGUAUAUUUCAGUUACCUUGUAAAUAAGGUGUUAACAAUGGCUUUAAGAGAUUUCUACAAAAUAGCACUUUUAAAUUGUCAUCUUAGUGGACAUUUAUGUGGUGAUUAUAUCUGUUGGUGUUAUUGUUACAGUGGUAAUGAUUAUGUCUAUUUGAUAUUCAAACUUUUGUAAGUUCUUGUUCUCUGGAAGUUUUUCUAUUCUCAAUGGACUAAAAGUUGGUGGGAUCAUAUGCGUGUCUGAUUUUGCCCAUCAUUGAAACUGGUUACUAUUCGUUUCGGAAUGAACGGAUACAUAUUGUUUUCUGCAUCUUCAGUUUGUAGACUUGGAAAUUUUCCUAAGAAUUUGUACUACUAUUACUUUUUAUUAUCAUCUAAUUGUGAGGAUUGAAAUUUUAUUAUGCAUGUCAAUUAUGCUGAUGAAUUUUAAUAAGUAAUUUCUAGUUUUCUUACUGCCACGUUCCUAAUAUCUUGAAAGAGAAAAUAUAAAAGCCGUUUCGCAUAUUGA